Messenger RNA from Rhizopus microsporus ATCC 52813, 866 nucleotides. RefSeq lists its product as uncharacterized. Bases 252 to 866 code for a protein of 204 amino acids. The record is from RefSeq and is a predicted model, not a curated record. The transcript has 3 exons. Lineage: Eukaryota; Fungi; Mucoromycota; Mucoromycetes; Mucorales; Rhizopodaceae.
ACAGUGUUUUGCGUUUGAAAAUAGAAUUUUUGGAAAAUAAAAAUAGAGUUCUUCUUUGUUCAAUAGAAUUUUUUAAAUCUAGUAGAAAUUCUUGGCAAACAGUAAAGUAUUUUGAUCAUUGGUAGAAAUAUUUGACCAUCAAGAGGUGUCGACGUCUGUGUCUGUGUCGGUGACGUCAUCAUUAAUCUUUUUCGCACAUUGGUGUAAUUUCUUUGUGUAUAGAAAGAGACGGGUUUCUUUGCAACACCACAAUGUUGAUGGAAGCUGAUGUAGACGAGAAUCUGGAUAUUCCCAAUCUACCACUCAAAUGGAAGUCAAAUACAAAUCUUAUAGCUCAGCUUCUACUGAAUGAUCAAGAAAUAAUAAAUCUGAUUGUUCAAGUUUUGGUUGGUACACACAUCCCAAAAAACAGCUAUGUAGUGCAUCAGACUGGUUGGCCAGAGACCGAAAGUUUUUUUAAAGUAUACACCUCACAGAAUGAAAGUGAUGAACGUUUCAACCCAAUACUUGUUACUAUUCAAAGUGAAAUUAAUCAAGUACUAAUGCUGAAAAUUAUACAAUACUGUACAUUUAUUUACGAAAAAUUCAAUUCUUUGCCAAUUGUGUUGAUUAUUGCUAACAAAGAAUGCCUUGGUUCAAACGAAAAUGAACUAAAUUCACAUUUGGUAAAGGUCAAAUCUGAUUUUUGGGCAGAAAAAUGUCUGAUGUUUCUUUCUGAUUUGGAUAUCACGCCUCUCAAUAAUCAACCUAUAAAUGCUUUUCAUGCGUUAUGUCAGUUCUUGUCUCAUCGAGACAAGAUACUUUCCUUUUCUUCCGAUGUAGAAAAUCAAACUAUUAAUUUGGUUGUAGAGAAUUCAAUAAAAUAA